Messenger RNA from Humulus lupulus (European hop), 686 nucleotides. Its product is annotated as probable small nuclear ribonucleoprotein G. Gene Ontology annotation, biological process: mRNA splicing, via spliceosome; spliceosomal snRNP assembly. Gene Ontology annotation, molecular function: RNA binding. The coding region runs from base 209 to 451 and encodes 80 amino acids. Lineage: Eukaryota; Viridiplantae; Streptophyta; Magnoliopsida; Rosales; Cannabaceae. The transcript is spliced from 5 exons. The record is from RefSeq and is a predicted model, not a curated record. Gene Ontology annotation, cellular component: U1 snRNP; U12-type spliceosomal complex; U2 snRNP.
UACUAAUUAGGGUUUAUCUUUCCUCUCUCUCGUUUCUAACACUCACAAGAGAGAAUCACAGCACAGGUUUUACUCAGUCUCAGCGCCACUCCGGUCUGCACAGCCAACCAUCCCCGGUCUCUCGCUGUCUCACUCCCUCCCUCCCUCAAAUUGAGGUUUUUGCUGCGACUAGCCUUUUCUCUUUCCAACAUAUCAUACCGAUUACAGAAUGAGUAGGUCAGGGCAGCCACCGGAUCUUAAGAAAUACAUGGACAAGAAGCUUCAAAUCAAGUUGAAUGGCAAUCGCAUGGUUGUUGGGACUCUUAGGGGAUUCGAUCAGUUCAUGAAUCUAGUGGUUGACAACACUGUGGAAGUAAAUGGAGAUGAGAGGAAUGAUAUAGGCAUGGUGGUUAUUAGGGGAAAUAGUGUGGUUACUGUUGAAGCUCUUGAACCUGUUACCAGAACACAGUGAGGUGCGGCUUUGUAGUUGGUAGUGCCAUAUGAAUUCUUGGCUGGUAUUAGUUUGAACAUAUAACUGCUAUAAUGGGAAGGAAAAUGUUUUGUAAUUUUGGAUUUGAUGUUAAUUAACCAGGUUCCUUCUAUGAGUACUCCGUUCCUAUUUCCAGCAUUUGUUCCUGGUAUUGUACUUUGAAUCAUAUGAACUAGCUGUGAAUUCUUACCUGGCUUAUAUACCACCAUUUGCUCCA